UUUUGAAACAACUAUUUUUCUUACACCAGAUGAGCUGUAAAAAGCUUUAGAUAAAUUGUUUUAAAGUAAAAAUAUGAUUCGCAUACGUUUUAUUUAUAUACUAUGGACUGUAUUUCUGCUCUCAAUUUUUCUCUACAAUAAAGGACUAGCUAUUGACAGCGAAAGGUCACCCUUCUCUUCCUUGGGUUUACAAGUACCAUCAAAGACGGGUCGAUUUUCUCGCGCAUUAAAAAGUGCAAACGAAUACUUGUGGACAGAGUGGUCACCUCCGUUAAACUUCACUUGCAAAAACGGUGAAAUUUUGCUGAAUCACAUCGAAUGUGCAAAUGCUAGCGGAGUCGUUGUACAACAAAGAAAAUGUGUGUUAGAUGGGACAAGUACUAUAGAUCCACAACUUGGAACGAAAUGUACAACUGACUCUACGUCUUCUACUACAAGACUGAUCAGCUGCAACAAACCAGAGGUAUGUAACGAAUGGUCAGAUUGGGGAUCCUGCGUUGUGUGCCAGGAUAACAACUGUACAGGACUUUCUACUAACUUGAGGGCUGGACAAACACGACGUAGAACAUGUGAGCAAGAGUUCAACAAGUGCACCAUACAAUGGAGACUGGGUGCGUGUGUGAAGCGAUCAGUGAACGGAGGAUUAACUCCUGGUGGAAGAAAUAUUGGCGGUGGGUUGGCAGAAGAGGCUUCCCCUACCGACGCAAUUAGUAGUUCGGCAAAAAUCGCGGCAUUUUCAGUGGCUGGUAUAGUAAUGGUGGGGCUACUAGGAUUUGCAGGAACGAGUUUGUUACGAACGACUUUGCUUCGACCGAAUCGAAGAAGAUCUGAUGUUUUGACAGUUUCUCACAACGAGGAACAAAAUACUAGCGUAUCGAGUCCCGAUCGUAUUUACGUGGUAAACAUGGCAGCUCAACAAGGUAGACCUCGACCUGUAGCUGGAAGAAGGACUGCACAUCCAAGAUCUAAUUUAUCAGUCAUCCGAGAGGAAGAAGACGUUGCUUCCAUUCGUCGCGAGUCCAUUCAAAAUGGGACGAGUGGUCGAAAUGAUAGCGAUGAAGCGAUGGACUUUAUGGACGAGGUCCUCACAGAAGUUGAGAGAGAAGAAGAGCAAGUUGAAGAGGACGCACAAAGUGAAGACACACCUUUAAAGAUGCAGGUUGUAAUGGAAGAGGAUGAAAUUUCUAGCGCAAGUGACUCUUCCACGACUUCUGCCGAAUUUGAAACUGAUUUCCGUAAAUCCGUCGUUGUGGAUGAAGACGAAAAACUCUUCCGCGAUUUUGGCUGGAAUCCGGAAGACAGGGGAGCAUCUGAGUCUGAAAAUAUAGAGAUACGUCCGGAAAACACGCUCCGGGUUCCCGGUAGCGAACAAUAUGAUUUUUCAGCAUCAGCACUUUCACUCGCCUCUGCUAGACUCCUGGAUCAAAUGCAUCAAUGCCAUUCUUCAGUAGGAACAUGUGAAAGCGAGCUACCCCUUCCACAUUUAGAAGAAAUCAAAUCUUUUAAUUCUGCUUUAGAUUUAAGGCGGAGUGUUAACCAAGACACUAAACAGCAAUUUUCUUCAAUGCCAGAUUUAAAUUCCGCUUCAGCUGUAAUACCUGAUAUUGCUGAUGUUUUGAGCACAAGCUCAGAAGAAGAUUUCUACGAUGACGCGUUUGUAUGACGUCAUUUAAUAACAACAGCAUGCUUACGUGCGAGGUUGCAAUGCGUAUUCUAUGCCCAUAUUGCAUAUCUGUUUUUUACGCUACGUCUCGAAACAGGUGUUUGAUUCGGUGUGGUGAAUUCGAAUCUUUUACAACCGAUACAGUGUUUUCGAAAUCGAAUAUUUCAUUUUAAAAUCCAUUAUUGCACAAUACUAAAAAAUGCAAUAGGCCUACGCACGCCGUUCUUAGUUUGAAUGGGGUUUAUUGGCACUAUUUCACGCUGUGGUCAAAAAACUAUUUUAAAAUACUCCAUGUUAUAGAUAAAAGAAAACUGGUGCCCCUAAAUGAUUUGGUGUAACUGACCACAGAGUGUUUUAGCUAAUUUUUGAAUGAUCACUGUAAUAAUGCAAAUUGGGCUUCGUUUUCACAGAAGUCUUACAUCGCACAUUAUAGUAAUUGUUAUUGCACUAUAUCGUAUAUGCAGCCGGUUUAAAGUUUACUGUUAAAUUAUUCAUUCCUGCAUUUUUUAUUAAACUUGCACACGUUGCAAUUAAUCACAGAA
Molecule: messenger RNA, 2205 nt
Organism: Ciona intestinalis (vase tunicate)
Lineage: Eukaryota; Metazoa; Chordata; Ascidiacea; Phlebobranchia; Cionidae
Source: RefSeq, a predicted model, not a curated record